Molecule: messenger RNA, 2434 nt
Organism: Rattus norvegicus (Norway rat)
Lineage: Eukaryota; Metazoa; Chordata; Mammalia; Rodentia; Muridae
Gene: Capn9
Product: calpain 9
Exons: 20
Coding region: 32-2104 (690 amino acids)
Biological process (GO): proteolysis
Molecular function (GO): calcium ion binding; calcium-dependent cysteine-type endopeptidase activity
Source: RefSeq, marked validated
UUUUCCUCUGCUAGGCUGUGGAGAAGUAGUCAUGCCUUACCUGCAUCGGUCCCUGAGACCCCAGCCACAGCCAGUCCCCAGGGAUGCCAGGACUGUCCACUCCUCGGGCCACAGCUUUGAGCAGCUGAGGCAAAGCUGUCUGCAGUCGGGCACCUUGUUUGAGGAUGCUGACUUCCCUGCCAGCAAUAGUUCACUGUUCUACAGCGAGAGGCCCCAGGUCCCCUUUGUGUGGAAGCGGCCAGGGGAAAUUGUGGAAAACCCAGAAUUCAUUCUGGGAGGGGCCACCAGGACCGACAUCUGCCAAGGGGAACUGGGAGACUGCUGGCUCCUGGCCGCCAUUGCCUCCCUAACCCUCAAUCAGAAAGCACUGGCCAGAGUGGUACCCCAGGACCAAGGAUUUGGUUCUGGCUAUGCUGGGAUAUUUCACUUCCAGUUCUGGCAGCACAGUGAGUGGCUGGACGUGGUGAUUGAUGACCGCCUGCCUACCUUUCGGGAUCGCCUGGUCUUCCUCCACUCUGCCGACCACAAUGAGUUCUGGAGCGCACUGCUGGAGAAAGCCUAUGCCAAGCUGAACGGGAGUUACGAGGCACUGAAGGGGGGCAGCGCCAUCGAAGCCAUGGAGGACUUCACCGGGGGUGUGGCUGAGAACUUCCAAAUCCGAGAGGCACCAGAGGAUUUCUACGAGAUUCUGGAGAAGGCCCUGCGGCGUGGUUCCUUGCUGGGCUGCUCCAUAGAUACCCUGAAUGCCUCAGAAUCUGAAGCCCGCACACCUUUGGGCCUCAUUAAGGGCCAUGCCUACACUGUGACUGGACUCGACCAGGUAAACUUCCACGGCCAGAGAAUCAAGCUCAUCAGAGUCCGUAACCCUUGGGGCCAGGUGGAAUGGAACGGGCCAUGGAGCGACAGCUCUCCUGAGUGGCGCUCCAUGAGCCUGGAGGAGCAGAAGCGCCUAGGUCACACCGCCCUUGACGAUGGAGAAUUCUGGAUGGCAUUUGAGGACUUCAAGACCCAUUUUGACAAAGUGGAGAUCUGCAACCUCACGCCUGAUGCCCUGGAGGACAACACCCUCCACAAGUGGGAGGUGACCAUCCACCAAGGAAGCUGGGUUCGUGGCUCCACCGCCGGCGGCUGCCGCAACUUCCUGGACACCUUCUGGACCAACCCACAGAUAAAGCUGUCUCUGACAGAGAGGGAUGAGGGCCAGGAGGGCUGCACUUUCCUAGCAGCCUUGAUGCAGAAAGACCGCAGGAGGCUCAAGAGGUUUGGUGCCAACAUGCUGACCAUUGGCUAUGCCAUUUACCAGUGCCCAGACAAGGACGGACACCUGAAUAGGGACUUUUUCAGGUACCAUGCCUCUCUGGCCCGAAGUAAGACAUUCAUCAACUUGAGAGAAGUCUCAGGCCGCUUCCAGCUGCCCCCGGGAGACUAUAUCCUCAUCCCCAGCACCUUUGAGCCACACCAGGAGGCUGACUUCUGCCUGAGAAUCUUCUCUGAGAAGAAAGCUGUUACUCAGGACCUGGAUGAGAACAUAGACAUUGACCUUCCUGAGCUUCCAAAGCCGACACCACAGGAGGAGGAAACCGAAGAGGAGCGGCAGUUCCGGGCCCUGUUCCGUCGAAUUGCUGGUGAGGACAUGGAGGUGUCAGCAGAAGAGCUUGAAUAUGUUCUAAAUGCUGUUCUGCAAAAGAAAACAGCCCUCAAGUUCAAGAGGCUGAGCCUGCUUUCCUGCAGAAACAUUAUCUCCCUGAUGGACACCAGCGGCAACGGGAAGAUGGAGUUCGAAGAGUUCCGGGUGUUCUGGGACAAGCUGAGGUACUGGAUGGACCUGUUUCUCCAGUUCGAUGUGGACAAGUCCGGCACCAUGUCUUCCUAUGAGUUGCGGACAGCACUGAAAGCUGCAGGCUUUCAGCUGGGUAGCCAUCUCCUGCAGCUGAUCGUCCUCAGGUAUGCAGACGAGAACCUCCAGCUGGAUUUCGAUGACUACCUCAACUGCCUGGUGCGGCUGGAGAAUGCGAGCCGGGUGUUCCAGUGUCUCAGUGUGAAGAACAAGGACUUCAUCCAUCUCAACAUAAACGAGUUCAUCAACUUGACCAUGAACAUCUGAGCUUGCACUGACCUGAUGCCGUCUGCCCCUCUGAUACUCAGCUGCUGGACCAUGAACCUCAGAAUUUUUAUUGGAGGGCCAUCCCGCCCAUUGCUCUCUCCCCACUCCACACCACCCUCCUUCCCUCCCUGUCGAGAUUUAAAUCAAAAAGGGAUUGGCCAUGUUCUCCGAUUCAGUGAUACUUCUUCUAAGAUCAUUGCUCCACAGGAACUCAUGGCACUGCCUGUGUCUGUGCUCAGGCCUGGGGUUGCUGUAUGCUCCUCCCUCCACUGCCCCUCCUCCACCAACCGGAGUCCUGGCUUCUGAGUGCUCCAAUCAUGCUAUCAAGAC